UGUGAACUUCUUCAUAGCAGGAGCUGUCUUUUCUCUUCCUUUGUAAUAAAUGCUUGUGGUCUUGAUUUGACUUGGCCAAGUAAAAUUUUUGUUCUCCUCAAAGAUGCAUUUGUACCAGAUUAGUAUUAUAGUUACCAUAUCUCUAUGGUCUGCAAAGUGUUUUACCUGCUUCAGCACCCAUGUUGUUAUGACUUCAGUCUUAUUCAACAUUAAUGUUCCCCUUCCUUUUCACAUUUCCCUCACACAUCACAUAACACUUUGCUUUGCAACUCUAAUGCACUUACCAUGCAGUCAUGUAUAUUAUGGUUAUCUGUGUGGCUUUUCCCUUGCUUAAAUGAGCACUUCAUAAUGCUAGGAGUGGUAUCUUACCUAAAAUGUACAAACCACCCAUGCACUAGCACUUUGUAUAAUACUCUGCAGGCUCUUAAAAUGCCUUUACAUGUUUAUUGAUUGAAUGAAUGAAUGUUUAAAAUGAGGGAAGAGAACCCCACUGAUUAGUAUGUUCUUUUCCCCUGUCUCUAUUGUUGAGUCAUAGAAUUUGACCAAAAUGACCGCUACUCAUUCUAUUGAGCCCUAAAAUUUAUGCCCAUGACAUACAUAAUCCUGGAUCUGCUAUCAUAGGUAUCUGAUCAGGUUGAAGGAUGAAAGGAUUUGAGAGAUAAAGAGGAAGGGAAAAAAAAUAAAAGGAUCAGGCUUUCAGGAGUUCCAAGUCAUUAUUCAUGAUCAGUUAAUCAAUCAAAAAACAUUGACUUAGGAACAAUAUGUCUAACUCUCUGCAGCUAAAAUGAGGCAAUGCUAUUGUGCUGCCUUAAGGAAAUAGAACACAUUUUCAAUGUUUUUUAACUUAUAGGAAGACAGGCUCUUGGCACACAAAGUUAUGGUACUUUUAUAUUAGUCUAGUGAAAGUGAUACCAAAGAUUCAGCUCUUUGGAGCUCAGUAUCUUCCUGUGGACUUGAGUUCAAUGAGGAAUAGAUUUGUCUUCAGCAACUUAUUUUCAAAGUGACCUUGAGGAUGCUGUCUUAAAUUAAAAAAAACAAAAACAAUAACAAUAACAAUAACAAUAACAACCACUCUCAAAUCCUCCCCCCGGCAAAAAAAAAAAAAAAAAAAAAAAAAAAGCAAAAGCAAAAAUAAACAAAACCAACCACUUAGGUUAAUUGCUAUUUCAUUUACCUCUUUGGGAGAUUCUGAGGUUUUGUGCAAACCAGAAUAUAGAGGAAAAUUCAGAAAUGUGUUGUGGUUGGCAGAUAUAUGUAAUAAAAAAGGAGUGCGAAUAAGAUGGCGGGGGAAGCAAUUGUUUGGCCUACUUCACUUAUAUUUUGUUCUUGCUCAACUUUUUUUUUUUCAUGACAAUCAAGGAGGGUAUUGAUAGGCAGAUAGACUUGGUAGCCUUGACAUCUACACAGCUCCUGUGGAAAUCUUUUGUGUAAAGUCCCCAAAAUGUGUAUUGGGAACAUAGGACCUUUAUUAGGGAUCUAACAGGAAUUAAAGAGAAUUUCCUAACUUUACUUCACACCAUUUUUUUUGGGGGGGGAGGGGGCAGCAUACACAGCAAAUUAGUACGAAAAAUAGUCAAAAGAAUAAAAUAAAUCUCAAUGGCAUGGCAACCCAGCUGUGCUUUAUUGAUCAUGGCUAAUUGUACCUGCUCCUAGCCUCAGAUAUAAAAUAAAAGAAUUGUUAAUCUUGUUAGUGUAGAGGCUUUUUAGGGUGAAGCUUUUUAGUCACUGCCCCAUUUCAGAGAACUGAUAGUCUCCCAAAAAUGAUCCUGAAAAGCAAAACCCCAGAAGAUGGUAGUAAAGAAAAGUUUGGCAAUCACGAGAUCAACAAGCGGAGCAGAGACAAGGUAUAUUUAGUAGAAAGUAGAAAUGUGGUAUCUUAUGCAGAAACAAGAUACCAGCAAUUAUGACCUGCCAACCACAGAUUUAUCUUUGGUGAAUUGAAUGGUAAAAAGAACUAAUGCACCUUUAAACUCUGAACAGCAGAAUAAGACCAACAGUGUUUUAUUGAAUUGAAUUCUUUGCUGAUAAUCUCAUAAGUACUAUCUCAGUAAAAUAGCUCCUGAUUCUUCCAUUGGUUUCUGUCUUCUAAUCAUCACCAACCUUAUUUUUUGGCUCCCAGACAAAGCACAAAGAUGAGAUCCUAUAUGUAGGAAGAUAUGUGAAGAUGCUAAGCAAGUCAAUUAAUCAUUCUGAAUUUCAGUUCACUUCUGUAAGUUGAAGGGGUUGGACUCUUCAUAGAAUAAGACAGUUUUACUUUUUUUGUCUAUUUUUGAGUGCUUUAGAUCAAUUUAUAAAUCUUCUUAUAUUAACUUUACUUUUUUCCUGCUCCCAACAGAGAACAGUGUGAAGGAAAAUAUUGUGAAGUACAUGGAAAUACUGGAAGAUAAAUUGCACAGCUCCAGAAGUCAGCUUCUAGAGAGAGUAUGGGAAGCUGAUUUGGAAGCUUGUCAGCUUUUGAUCCAGGGCUUCCAGCUUCAAGAGGUCAGCAGCUGUGUUUCAGGAGGAGAGGAGAUUCGGAGAGACAACUUAGAGAUGGCCAACCCUGCUCCUGCCCUUGCUGCAUCUGUCUCAAGGUCCACUUCAGAGGAUGAACAGAAACCCUUUUGUCAGCUGGAGGAGGAGUGGCAAGCGGUCCUGUACCCCACCAUUCAGUGUGUUGGCUGGGAACAGAAAGAGGAAUCUUACAUUAUGUCUCUAGAACUGAAAGAAAAAUGUGAAGCGAUAAGUGAAAAGUUAUUGUAUUUGGAAGAUCAACUUCAUGCUGCAAUCUAUAGCCAUGAUGAAGGUCUUGUUCAUAUCCUUUUAAUCAUGUAUAGAUUUAACACCUGCCAAGUUCUAACUCCAGAUUUAAAAAAAAGAAAACAACAAAAAAUGAAUCAUGAUCAAUGAGUAAUACAGGAGUUGGAAACAAAUAGAUUUUUCUAUUAUUUUCUAUGGGAGAUACCUCUAAAAUCUUGAAAAUCAAUCACAAAUCCAUCACAGCAGACAAAAUAAGUUCCCUCUUGUUCCAGGUAAGGAAAUAAUAGGAAUUUGGAAUUGUAGAUUCUUCAGGAACUCAGAGGUCAUUCUAUCCAAUCCAUAUCUGAGCUAGAAUCUCAUCUGUUUGUCAUCACUGAUAUGUUUCCAUGUAUCUAUUA
Messenger RNA from Antechinus flavipes (yellow-footed antechinus), 3137 nucleotides. RefSeq names its product DISC1 scaffold protein (gene DISC1). Gene Ontology annotation, biological process: cilium assembly; neuron migration. The record is from RefSeq and is a predicted model, not a curated record. Lineage: Eukaryota; Metazoa; Chordata; Mammalia; Dasyuromorphia; Dasyuridae. Gene Ontology annotation, cellular component: intermediate filament cytoskeleton; microtubule; centrosome. The coding region runs from base 2368 to 2889 and encodes 173 amino acids. The transcript is spliced from 3 exons.